This is a messenger RNA of Macroventuria anomochaeta, 1398 nucleotides long. Its product is annotated as DmpA/ArgJ-like protein. The record is from RefSeq and is a predicted model, not a curated record. Lineage: Eukaryota; Fungi; Ascomycota; Dothideomycetes; Pleosporales; Didymellaceae. The transcript has 2 exons. Bases 97 to 1332 code for a protein of 411 amino acids. Gene Ontology annotation, molecular function: aminopeptidase activity.
AGACCUUUAGCGAGAAGCUCAAGCACCGCGACAGUCAAAGUUAGCAGUAAGAGCAGCCAUCAAGCUUUUCCUACCUUCGUACCUUCUGUCAUCCAAAUGACCGUCAUGGCUUCAAACCAAUCUGCAAGCACUACGUUGCGCCAGCGGGUGCGAGAAUUGCUUCCUACCGUCUAUCUUGGACGCUACGAGACGGGUCCAAAGAACAGUCUGACAGACGUUGCUGGUGUGUUGGUCUCAACACAGUCCAUCCACGAGUCCCCGAAAUACCCAGAUGCACCUGUAGGCUCCAUCAACACCGGUGUCACUACUAUCCUGCCUCGCAAAGACUGGUUCAACAAGGGUUGCUUUGCUGGCAUCUUUCGGUUCAAUGGCUCUGGAGAGUUGACCGGCUCGCACUGGAUCGAAGAGUCCGGACUUCUGCAUUCACCUAUUGUCAUCACCGGCAGUUUUGGUGUCGGGAAUGCGUACAAUGGCAUCUAUGAGCACGGGAUAAGGGAGCAUCGCGACCAGGUUGGGAAGGUGGGCUGGUUUUUACUGCCAGUGGUCGCAGAGACGUUCGAUGGCUUCCUACAUGAUGUGUCCAAGUUUGCGGUUACAUCUCAGCACGUUGUCAAAGGCAUCGACGAGGCGAGUAGUGAGCCUGUGCAGGAAGGUAACAUUGGUGGCGGCACGGGAAUGAUCUGCCAUUGGUUCAAGGGCGGGACAGGAUCCAGCAGUCGCCUGGUGCCAGCAGAUCAAGGACAGACUUACACCAUCGGCGCUCUCGUUCAGGCCAACUACGGCCAGAUGAGAGAUUUCAAGAUCGCUGGCGCCCCAAUCGGCCGCUUAAUCUAUGAAGAGCAGCAGCGCCUAGUUGAGGAGAACCCAAAUGACCCAGAAUUGUUGGCGCAGGCAUCCAUGCUCUUCAAGAUCAAGGAAGAGAAGGACAAGCAGGAUGGUAGCAUCAUCAUCAUUCUUGCAACAGACGCGCCACUGCACCCAACACAGCUUCGACGCCUUGCAAAGCGUGCGACCGUCGGUCUCGCCCGAGUAGGAGGCUGGGCAUCGAACUCAUCUGGCGACAUCUUCCUGGCUUUCUCGACUGCGAACCAAGUGACAGUCCAAGAGCACACGGCGACGACGCAGAAAGUGGAUCCGUGGAAACCGAAGGCACACAGCGUGGACGUUAUCGAUGACCAGACGAUCAAUGCGCUAUUCGAGGCGAGUGCAGAUGCCGUGGAGGAAGCAAUAUUGAACGCGGUAUUCAAGGCCGAGAGUAUGGAGGGUAAUGGAAACAGGAUUGAUGCGUUGAACUUGGACAAGGUGAAAGAGCUAAUGGGGAAGUACCUGUGACUAUUCGUCUAAAACGUAGCCGUCAGCAAGAUCUAUCAACAUUCCACUCCACUUAAUAGUCGCUCG